AUGCACUCCAUCACCCUCGCCAUAUGGGUGAUCAACCUCAUCCGCUUUUGCAUCAGUACUCCUCUCGUCCCAGAUGUUUCAGAACCGAAGGCUACUAUGAGGUUUUGCGGUAUGCUCGGCGGUCAUAAAGUUAAUCUUACAGGUACAAUCGAAGAUAUAUACGCACAAGCUAAAUUACUUCAUCCGGACAUCGAUAUUGAAUCUCAAAUCCUUCUCAACGCUGAGACAUACGAGUCCUCUGAAUCCAACACGAAAAGAACAGAAAAUAAACCAGGAUUAUGCAACCACUUAAUUGGCCAUCCUUGGAAUGCAGCAGACGUCAACCAGCUCAAACAGGGCAUGGACCAGCUGCGACUCCCAGACGCCAAGUGCGAAGUUAAAGGUCAGACCUGCACUGAGGUUUCUUGUGUGGGCAUGGCUGAGAUAGUUUUGUGUUCCGAAAAGGAUGAUCCGAUGACCAUUCCUUGUUCUACUAUCGCAGAUUACGUGGGGGAUAUCAUUGAACAGUGUACAGUUCAUCCUAACGGUGUGACAGUGGCUAGUGGACAGAUGUUUGAUACAGAUGGAUGGAAUGUUGUAGCGAAACGGUUUCCAGGCAAGGGACGGAAACACCAGAAAUGUUAA
Messenger RNA from Glarea lozoyensis ATCC 20868, 624 nucleotides. RefSeq lists its product as uncharacterized. The transcript has a single exon. Bases 1 to 624 code for a protein of 207 amino acids. NCBI's taxonomy places the organism in Eukaryota, Fungi, Ascomycota, Leotiomycetes, Helotiales, Helotiaceae. The record is from RefSeq and is a predicted model, not a curated record.